Messenger RNA from Plutella xylostella (diamondback moth), 2973 nucleotides. RefSeq names its product Nuclear polyadenosine RNA-binding 2 (gene Nab2). Gene Ontology annotation, cellular component: cytoplasm; nucleus. Gene Ontology annotation, molecular function: metal ion binding; poly(A) binding. Gene Ontology annotation, biological process: regulation of mRNA stability. Lineage: Eukaryota; Metazoa; Arthropoda; Insecta; Lepidoptera; Plutellidae. The record is from RefSeq and is a predicted model, not a curated record.
ACUCUCUUAAAUUUGUCAGGUCUCUGUGAUUGAGAACUUGAAAUAUUUGUUGGUUUGUUUAGUUUCAAGUGAUCCCAGGAAGUCCCAAACAUGGACGUCGUUGGAAGUGAAAUUGGCCAGAAGAUGCGGUCAGCCAUCAAGGCCAAGCUGACUGAAUUAGGCUGCUAUGUUGACGACGAGCUCCCAGACUAUGUGAUGGUGAUGGUGGCGAACAAGCGCACACGCUCGCAGAUGGAGGAUGACCUGCAGCUGUUCCUCGGAGACAACACAGUGCAGUUCGUCAACUGGCUACACCAGGUGCUGCAGAAGCUUCAGGAGGUCACCGUCACUGCACCGGUAGUGGCUAAAAGUAUUGACACAGACAAAAGCAAAGUUAGAUCAGAAUCAAAAGAUAGGAAACUUAAGGAGAAGAAAGAUAAGCUGAAGCAAAAACACAAGAAAGGAGACAGUUUGAAAAAAUCCAAGAAAAAAUCAAAGGACAAGAGCCACAAAAAGAAAGAUGAAAAGAAAUCACACAAGAGCAAGAAAAAGAAUAAAGAUAAGGAAACAGAGAUGAUAAGACCGAAUGUACCGCCAUUACUAAUGAACAUGGAGAAAGAUUCUGAACCCUCAAUAACUGAUGUGUUUGCUGGACAAAUCCUUAAAAACCAUGGCAUUACCAUAGACACACCAAAAGCAGAACCCAAAGUUGAUAGGAAACCUAUUAUUGCAGAUGCAAAGAGGCCAAUCAUUCCCAUCAUUGAUCCAGCUACAAUAUUGACUUCAGAGAACAUAGAUACUGAGGAAGAUUCUAGUCAAAAUACGUCAGAGAUUUCUACUUCAACACAACCUGAGAAAUCAACAACAAAUGUUGAAGAUGGUCCCACAAAUGUUGAGGAUUCAACAAAUAAUGAAGUCACAACUACUACUGAUAUAAAUGUUGAAAAUACUUCUGCUGCAGUGGAUGUAGCGGCUCCUAGAGAACAGCAUUUGAAGGAGAUACAUGAGAUUGAAACUAAAAUCCAGGGGCUAAGGCAGAAAUUGGCUGAUCAGCUGGAUUCAAUGUCAGAAGAUGAGGACUUUUUAAAUAUAAGAACAGAGGCUGAAGAGCUAAUGACUGAUUUUGCUGAAGAUGUUUUUCAGGAAAUAUCCUCAGCCAACCAAGCCAGAUCUCUAGCAACUGAUACUCCCCCCUUACUACCUCCUUCACUUAGGUCCCCACCCCCCACACCUAAAUCCCCGGCAAUCUCUAAGCCAGAAAAGCCUAAAGAGCCGGAAGUCCUCCCUCAAAUUGAACUAAACCUCCCCAAACGACCAAUCAGAGAGAGGCUAGGCUCGCGACAGGAAGUGGCAAAGGCCGUGGAAGUGAAACAGCCUGCUGUGACUAAAAAGUCUGAAACACGAAGGGUCUCAGAAAGUUCCAAAGAGAAACAUGAUAGUCCAGAAAGGUUCACCCCAGAAAGAGAGCCAGACUUCUGGCCGAAGUCCAAGCGGCGGUCAAUCGAAGUAGAGAAGAGCAAAAAACCUUCUUUUUCUGAAGAAUCGAGCCCGGAACAUCGUGAAAUUGUACCGUCAAAACGAUUGACUUCUAAAGUCACAGUGCAACCCAUAGAGCGUGAAGUGACCCGCGCCGGCCCGGCCAGUGUUGUGCGGGUGCGCCCCCGCCCGCGCCCCGCGCCCGCCCCCGCCUCCGCGCUGCUGAGGCGAGCCAUGGCCGACGCACAGAAGAGUCUACUCAAUGCACCACUAAAGAAAGACACGGAGAUCAAGCGCGGCAUCGUGCUACCCAUGCGGCGUACUAUUGACGCCAAGAAGAUCGUCAUACAGAUACCCUCGGAUAGACUGCCCUCGCCUGAUGCUGUUCAUUGCGACCCCUCCCCCGCUCCCCGCGAGGCCCAGUACGUCCCCACCUGCAUCAGCAAGCAGUUCGUCAACACCGAGUACGUGCCCUCGAGGAGACAGAGCACGCGCGUGGACGAGACGCUCAUCGUGGAGACCAUUAACAAUCACAAACUGCCUGCAGAGAAAGAGAAAGGCCCAACAUUCGUAGUGACCCUAGACGGACUGGACCCAAACAUAUUCUUGGCCAAAAAACUCAAAACAGAAGGCCUACUCGACGAGGAAGCUGACGUCACUAACGCAAUGAAGGAACCGAAACCAAAACCAAAAACGCCAACAAAAGAACCGGAAAAGAAGAACAUCGAAGAACAGAAGACGGCUGAAAAAGUCGCGCCAACACUUGAGAAAAAGCGUCUAAGUGACACAAGUCAUACGAGCGAAGAAAGUGACACACAAGUUAUACUACAAGCUAAAGAAAGCGAAGAAGAAUCGGUGGAACCUAAAGAAAAGGAGGUCGAAAGUGAACCAUCAGUAGUAGUAGAGAAAGAGGAUCAAUCGCCGGUGGUUAGAAAGAGACGGGGUUCGCCGAUCGUGUUCGAUGUCAGUAAGAAGGAAAGGGUCAGAGAGAGGACUGUCAGCACCGGCAGUGAUAGUCACGUGACAGUCGCUACUAACGCCACUACGCAUAAAUAUGACACGUUGCCGCCUUUAUCAACAGUCCCCACGCCGCCGGAGCGCAAGCCGGCGUGCCGCUCGUUCCCCGCGUGUCGCUUCGGCCCCGCGUGCGUGUUCGCGCACCCGCCCUGCAAGUUCGCCGCUGCGUGCACGAGACGCGCGUGCGUGUAUUCGCAUCCGGCCAGGGUUGUGCCGGCUGUCGCCUCCCACGUAGUCCCGGCAGCGAACUUCAAAACGAUACAACCCACCAACCCAAACAUGUGCAAGUUCUACCCUGGCUGCGUCAACCCGGCCUGCCACUUCUACCACCCGAAGCCCUGUCGCUAUGGCAACGCGUGCACAAACAAACUGGAGUGCAACUUCUACCAUCACGAACAACCGGCCAGCCGAUGGAGGGUCCCGUAUACCGAGCUAUGAGUUAUAGUGUUAGUGUUAAGCUAGAAUGAAUUGAAUGGAUUAAAUAGCGUAUUUGUCAAUGUU